This is a messenger RNA of Stegostoma tigrinum, 1090 nucleotides long. Its product is annotated as transmembrane 4 L6 family member 1. The coding region runs from base 249 to 857 and encodes 202 amino acids. Gene Ontology annotation, cellular component: membrane. Lineage: Eukaryota; Metazoa; Chordata; Chondrichthyes; Orectolobiformes; Stegostomatidae. The transcript is spliced from 5 exons. The record is from RefSeq and is a predicted model, not a curated record.
AUCCACCACCAAAUGCAGACGAGCAGAGCAAACAGAGAUAAGAAAGGAGAGAGAGAAAAAAAACCCUGCACAGUGCCCCAUACCACUCACCGCUGACCUAAUUUGGAAGCCAUUUAUCUGUUAACAGGAAAUGUAACCACCCUAUCGCUUAUCAAAGCCCCGUGCUGUCCUGGCACUAUAAAUCCCCAGUAGCUUAAGCGUCUGGCUGCUCAUUUUGGUGCGGACGCAGGACCAGCUCUGUCGGGGAGAUGUGCACGGGAAAAUGUGCCAAGUGUAUCGGGGCUUCCUUGUACCCAUUGGCAUUCAGCUGCAUCGUGGCAAACCUCCUGUUGUUCUUCCCCAACUUUCAACUGGACUAUGUUCAGGACACCGACAAAUUGACGCCGGAGGUGUUGCUCUUUGGAGGGAUCUUCGGAGGCGGGAUCAUGAUUUUGUUUCCAGCGAUCCACAUCCAUGCCACAGGAAGCAGAGGUUGCUGUGCAAAUAGAUGUGGGAUGUUCCUCUCCAUUGCGUUUGCUGGCAUGGGAGUGCUGGGCUCUGCGUACUGCCUGGUCGUCUCUUCGCUGGGCAUGGUGAAUGGGCCAAUGUGUCGGACUGGAGUCACCAACUGGACACGGCCUUUCUACGUGGAAUCAGACGAGUUGGAGUUGACCGAUAAAAGUUAUCUCUUCCAAUCCGAGACCUGGGACAAGGUGUGUGAGGAGCCGAAAAACAUCAUCGUCUUCAACGUGGUCCUCUUCUCCUUACUGAUAGGAUGCAGCAGCAUUGAGCUGGUGCUGUGUCUGCUUCAGAUGAUCAACGGCCUCUUCGGCUGCAUCUGCGGAACGUGUGGGAAGAGGAGACCGGGUCCUGUGUGAAACGCAAUGAGCUGGGGAAGAUGUGUACUGAUCUAUUGAGGCCAGUCGUGCAAGGACUUCCCGCAAAAGAAAUAAUUCACCUUUGCCUUAGGCUCGGGUCCACCAGCUGACGAUUCUGCACCCCCACUCUUGACAAGAAGGGUCCCUCCUUUCCUGCGUUGAACAUACUCGUGUUUGCACAAGCCCUUUGGAAGUGUUUGUAUUUUUAAAGCAGUUCUUAAUAAAUCAAAGAU